Messenger RNA from Malaya genurostris, 1698 nucleotides. RefSeq lists its product as uncharacterized. Lineage: Eukaryota; Metazoa; Arthropoda; Insecta; Diptera; Culicidae. Gene Ontology annotation, biological process: DNA integration. The transcript has a single exon. The record is from RefSeq and is a predicted model, not a curated record. Gene Ontology annotation, molecular function: nucleic acid binding. The coding region runs from base 1 to 1698 and encodes 565 amino acids.
AUGCCUUGCGAAAUCCGAGCAUGCACACUAUGGUGGUCAGGACCAAGUUUAUUGACUCAAGAUGAAACCACUUGGCCUCCCACUAUUCAGCACAUUCCACCAGAGCAACUCCCGGAAACGAAAGCUGUUUCUAUCAGUCUCACUGUCAUCGAACCACCACCGACGUUUAGCCUGUUCACUAUGGAAAGCAGUUAUCGGCGAAUGCAACGAGUUAUGGCAUUAAUGUUGCGGUUUAUCGAUCAUGUUCGACAAGACAACGGCAAACAACAUCGUUAUGGAGUACUGACGAUACGUGAACUCGACGAAGCUACAAUGGCUCUAACAAGAAUGGUUCAAAGGGAAGCCUUCCCGAAUGAAUUCGACUCUUUGCAGGCGGGAAAGGUAAUUCAUAGUAACAGUCAACUUAUUGCGUAUUCCGUUUUCCCAGACAAAUCAAGGUUUAAUGUGUUACGUGUUGGCGGUCGGAACCGUCAUGCAUCCUGGAUGUCCUCAAACCAGAAGCACCCUCUGGUACUUCCAUCUCGUCAUCCGUUCACACUGGCCGUAAUACGGGCGUACCAUGCUGAAUUUCUUCACGCUCCACAACAACUUCUUUUGAGCAUCCUACAACGUCGGUUUUGGCUGAUGCACGGACGCAGUACAGUGCGAUGGGUACUCAGAAGGUGUGUCACUUGCUUCAGAGCGAAGCCGGUGGUAAUGCAGCAAAUGAUGGGCGAUUUACCGAAAUCGCGUUUAGAAGGAGGUUACCCGUUCCGAAAUGCUGGAAUAGAUUUCUGUGGACCAAUCUAUAUUCGUCAACACAAUAAGCGAUCAACUGUAAUAUAUAAGGCAUAUGUGGCAGUAUUUGUUUGUUUUGCUACCAAAGCGCUACAUUUGGAGUUGGUUGGAGAUUUGACGGCUGACGCUUUCAUCGCCGCUUUACAGCGAUUUAUAUCACGCCGAGGUAAAUGUGCUAAAUUGUUUUCCGACAACGGUCUUAACUUUGUUGGUAGCAAGAAUAAAUUACGCGAGAUGUACGAUAUGUUCCAGUCUCAGGUGUUCAAAGACAAACUGGAAAUUUUCUGCUCAAAAACGGCCAUCGAAUGGCAUCUAAUACCUCCUGGCGCUCCUCAUUUUGGUGGUCUCUGGGAGGCCGGAGUAAGAUCAGCUAAGUACCAUCUCAAACGAAUCACUGGGACUGCGAAUAUGAACUUCGAAGAAUAUACGACUAUUCUUAGCCGAAUAGAAGCAGUGCUCAACUCAAGGCCAAUUACCCCUAUGUCAACUGAUCCAACUGAUAUACAACCCUUAACUCCUGGACACUUUCUAGUGGGACGUCCGCUGAGUGACAUUCCCGAACCCAACAUCAUCGAUCGGAAGGAAACAACACUCUCUCGUUGGCAGCGACAGACGCAAAUGGUGCAACAUUUUUGGGCUCGUUGGUCGCAUGACUAUAUCACGACACUACAGAAUCGGAAUAAAUGGCAUAAACGUUUUUUGGUCAAACCAGGAUUCAUGGUGAUAAUACGCGAGGAUAAUCUUCCAACAAUGCAAUGGAGGCUUGGAAGAAUCAUCAAUGCCAUACCGGGUCCAGAUGGUCUGGUGCGAGUAGCUGAUAUACGUGUUGGCAGCAAGGUUAUUAGGCGACCUAUUGCCAAACUGUGCCUGUUACCGAUUGAAGACAAUCUACAAGAAGGAAUUGAAGAUCGAAGAAAUUAA